Messenger RNA from Anopheles nili, 743 nucleotides. It is a transcript of the gene Vha14-1, whose product is annotated as V-type proton ATPase subunit F. Bases 31 to 414 code for a protein of 127 amino acids. Gene Ontology annotation, molecular function: proton-transporting ATPase activity, rotational mechanism. The record is from RefSeq and is a predicted model, not a curated record. NCBI's taxonomy places the organism in Eukaryota, Metazoa, Arthropoda, Insecta, Diptera, Culicidae. Gene Ontology annotation, biological process: proton transmembrane transport. Gene Ontology annotation, cellular component: proton-transporting V-type ATPase, V1 domain; membrane. The transcript is spliced from 5 exons.
GUCAUGACGCUGUGAUACAAAAAAGCUAAGAUGGCUCUUCUAUCAGCAGCUAAAGGCAAGCUGAUUUCCGUUAUUGGAGAUGAGGACACUUGUGUCGGAUUUCUGCUUGGAGGAGUUGGAGAGAUUAACAAGAAUCGUCACCCAAACUUCAUGGUUGUUGACAAAAAUACGGCCGUUAGUGAAAUUGAGGACUGUUUCAAGCGAUUCAUUAAGCGCGACGAUAUUGAUAUCAUCCUUAUCAAUCAGAAUUACGCCGAGUUGAUUCGUCACGUGAUCGAUGCACACACUGCUCCUACACCAGCAGUUUUGGAGAUUCCUUCCAAGGAUCAUCCUUAUGAUGCUAGCAAAGAUUCUAUUCUGCGCCGUGCCAAGGGAAUGUUCAACCCAGAGGAUAUGAUAGCGAAUCGUGGUUAAGAAGUUUGCGUAUUAAUUGUUGCCCGUGUCGUGAUCCCUUAUAUGCAAUUUCUCGCAGAAGUAAUGUAAAAUUAUUGGCGCUUCAAACUACCCGUUGAACAUUGGCGUGUGUGUAAUUUAUCGCAUGGUUACAUCGUUUGCAUUCCAAGGAUAAUAGAAUAGUUCUCCUGAAUUCAAGUUAUUUUAUUUACAGCAAAGAAAAUUGCGCCACACAAAUUCUUGAUUUUAUAAUAAGUGGUAAAAGUACGAAUAUUUCGCAUAUUUUUGUUUGUAAUUUACUCUUUCCAAUCAAUUUUGUAGUUCAUAUAUAACGCUAUUUAUUAUUUUAU